AGAUGAAUCAUGAUACGCGUUAUUUUCAUUCAGUGCUAUCCCAGCAAGACGAUCAGCCAGCAAGCUUGUUUACCAAUGAUUUCUUACAUGUUUCUCAACGUCCACUAUUGGUCCAGCUGUCCGUUUUGACCGCGUUGAUAUAGACAAAAUGAGUUCCCUAAUUCCGCACGUAAGCGUUUUAGUUUGUUUAGCGGCGACCUUCGUAUCGUCGAAUAGCAAAGUUUAUCUGGCUUCUGGAAAAGAACCGUACGGGGAAGCUUCGAGUUCGACAAACUACCUAUCAAAACUCGGAACCAAAGAUCUAGAAGCUGCUGUCCAAUAUGGCGUUACGCAAAUCAGUAUGCUUGCCAGAUACGAAAACACGUUAUCUUACGCCGACGUUAACGUUAAAGACGGAACACCGGCACACGGACAACUGAUCGACUCAAAGCCAACUGUUGCCGGUCACCAGGCAUCCCGCGACGCCGAAAUAAUCCUUAAGGCAUCGCAGUACUUGGUCAACAAAUAUUGCUUGAGGUUCGGCGUGCGACAGGCUCAAUGCGCCCGGGAACUGGCCAAGGUGAAGUUGGACCAGACUUCUUUGGGCAAAACGUGCGUUGCUGUUAACCAAAACCCACACGCUUGUGACGGUCAAAACACCAAGUACCGCAGUGCAGACGGAUCGUGCAACAACUUAAAACAUAGCACUUGGGGAAAAUCCAACACGGCCUACAAGCGUUUGCUGUUCCCCGACUACGGAGACGGACUGAGCUCAAUCAAGGAGCUUCCAAACCCCAGAGUGCUCAGCAAUAAUUUUGUGGAUGACGGGAACUCGCCGGAAAACUUCAAGACCCUGGCCAUGGCGCUUUGGACUAUUUUCGUAGGCCACGACCUGUCCCAUACGGCCGUCACCAGCAUGCUGAAAACGAACAAAUCCGUGGACUGCUGUAGCGAAAACGGCGUGAAAUUGGCUCCUCGUCACACGCAUCCGUCUUGCGCGCCUAUCUCCAUACCCGCAGACGAUCCGUUUUUCUCUUCCAAGCACCGUACUUGUAUGAACUACGUCCGUUCGGUUCCUGCCGUUCGGCCCGAUUGCACUUUCGGACCCAGGGAACAGCUCAACCAAGCCACGCACUAUAUGGACGCAUCCAUGAUUUACGGCACAUCGGCCAAACAAUCGAUGGCUCUCAGACAGAAAUCGGGAGGCCGCAUGCUGAUAUCCGGUGACGACCAGAUAUCGUCGUACAUGCCUUUGCACGUGAACGCGUCUGGUUUGUGUCAGUCGGGCGACAAGUGUUACGUCGCCGGCGACGCCCGGGUGAACGCGCAUCCCCAUCUGACGGUCAUGCACACACUGUGGAUGAGAGAGCAUAACCGGAUCGCUGACCGGCUGGCGCAGAUGAACCCGCGCUGGGACGACGAGCGGGUAUAUCAGGAGGCGAGGAAAAUUGUCACGGCCUCGAUACAGCAUAUAACCUACAACGAAUGGUUGCCAGCAUUGAUGGGCAACAAGUUUGUCAAGAAAAACGGAUUGGAACUGUUAACGUCUGGUUACAGCACGUUUUACGACCCGGACGCAAACCCGUCGGUUAGCAACAGUUUCGCCACGGCCGUGUUGCCAUUUGCCAACUCCAUGAUUAAUGACAAUUUGGGCUUGUACGUCGAGAACCGCACAGCCAACAGCAGUGUGUCGCUGAAAGACCAUUUCAACAGGCCGGCCGACGUGCAAAUUAAUUACCUGGAUGAACUCAUCCGAGGGUUGACCAUGCAAAACGCAGAGAAAAUAGACAUGAAGUAUACAAAAACCAUGACCAACUACCUGUUCAGCGAUCCGGACAACCACGAACUCGGCGGAAUGGAUGUGGUCAGCUUGGAUAUACAACGUGGCCGGGAUCACGGUCUGCCGAGUUACACUCAGUUUAGAAAAUAUUGCGGACUUGAAGAUCUCAACAGUUUUGACGAAUUCUUGCAGGUCAUGGUCAAAGAAUCGAUCAAUAAGCUAUUGAAACAAUAUAAAAGCGUGGACGACGUGGACCUGAUAAUAGGGGCUCUGUUCGAAAAGUCCGAACCCGACUCGAUGGUGGGUCCGACCAUGAAGUGCAUUAUUAGAGAACAGUUGACGAGAACUAGACAAGCGGACAGAUUUUUCUACGAUCUACCGGGAGUGUUCAAUAAACAGCAAUUGGCCGAAAUCAGAAGAGUGACACUGGCCAGAGUUUUUUGCGAUAACAGCAACAACGUCAUGUCGAUGCAGCAACGCGUUUUCUAUAAGCCCAUGCCAACUGCUAACGAACUGAUAACGUGUAAAUCGCCGUUAAUACCGAAAAUCAACCUGAAAUAUUGGUUGGAUUAGAGAUACGUCCGUUAAUGGCAUUCUAACAGCCAGUUUGUGCUGGUGCAAAGUCUUACGUUAAUAACUUCCUCUAUUUUUUUUUCUAUUUAUCAUUAAUUUGUUGACUAAUAAUAUGUAAAGCAUACGUCAAUGGUUUGUUUUUAUAAUAACAAGCCGUGUACGUACGCUUAUUAAUAUAACAAACUGAGAUUAACGAACUACCAAAGUCGAAAGUCUGAAGACAAACAGUUUUCAAACAAACCGUAUCGGAAGUAAUAUUAAGUCUUUAAAUAGUUUUUUUUUUUUAAUGAUUAAUUUAUUUUAAUUUUAAGUAUUAUUCGUUUUUAAAUACUGUACUUAACUAUUGCAGCUGCAGUACUAACGAUCAUGGAUUUAUAUCCAAUUUUCCUAUAUAAUACAUUGCGCUAUGUCUGUCAACGACAUAGCAUUAUUGUUUGUACAUUAUGUACAUAAAAAUAUGAUAACGUCAAAAUGUUGUUCUUAUUUUAUUAAUAUUUACUUUUAUUAUUCAGUUGGAUUUUUUUUUUAUUAAUAUAAAAUCAUUGACCAAUAUCUACACUAAAUAGUUUCAACCGCUUAUUCAAAAUAUGUUCUGUUUAGUUUAUCUAGUCCAAAGGCUGAAUAUUGUUUAAUUUACUUUUAUCGUACAGCAACUUGUCCACUUAUUUUUUUAAACACAUUUAUCUACAGCUUUCUAAUUAUUUUAGAUCAUAUUAUAUUCAAAGUACAAUUAUAUUUGAAUACUUGCUCGCUAGAACUGUUUUACGACCAUAAGAGUUUAUCAUCUUAAUUUGGUUUUCGAGCUUUUCAGAUAAAAACAAUAUUUGCUUUUAAAAAGAAUGCAUUUAGGUUUAUUUAUGAUAAUAUUAUUAAAAUAUAAAAAAAUGUCUAGGUACAUUUCGUUUUUAGUAUAGCCAUAUAAAAGUAAAAAAAACAAAAUAUUACUAUUUUCUCUAAUACUCUAAUAUUCAAUAAAUACCCAAAGUUUAGAAGAAAACAAUGAGCACUAAUAAAUGUAAAAAAUAUAUUUAACACAUUAUAGUUUAUAUAUUAUGUUAUUGUUUUCCUUAUAUGUAAAUACCAGCAAUUUGUUUUGUUUUUUAUCGCAAUUUAUAAAUUGCGUAAAUAGCUCUGAUGAACGACGGUAAUCGUCACUAUUAAUACACACAAUGUUAACAUAUUUUUAUAUCUUACCAUGAAGCGUUGAUCAGAACAUUGUUGAAAACAUAACUUCAAACACUGUGACAGUUUUACACUUGUCGUUGAAUGUCGAAGAAUUCAGUUUUAACACUAAUUUUAGACGAUUUUGAUAGGCAUAUAAAUCAAAACAAUAUGACCCAACAGUGUUGUUUUUUUGACACCUAAAACAUUCCGAUUAGAUUAUCUUAAUAAUUUUAAUCAAAAAUACCUACUAUUAUUAUACUGAAGACUUAUGUAACUUAUUAGUUGUAAAUGUGGUUUAUCUUGGGGGUGGACCACAUAAUACAUUUCUUAGAUUCGAUAUCAAACUGACGACAAAUGGACAGUUUU
Molecule: messenger RNA, 3862 nt
Organism: Adelges cooleyi (spruce gall adelgid)
Lineage: Eukaryota; Metazoa; Arthropoda; Insecta; Hemiptera; Adelgidae
Product: peroxidase-like
Exons: 11
Coding region: 149-2332 (727 amino acids)
Biological process (GO): response to oxidative stress
Molecular function (GO): heme binding; peroxidase activity
Source: RefSeq, a predicted model, not a curated record